Messenger RNA from Cooperia oncophora, 1458 nucleotides. Lineage: Eukaryota; Metazoa; Nematoda; Chromadorea; Rhabditida; Trichostrongylidae. The record is from the annotation of a GenBank genome assembly.
AUGACUGAUUGGAAUGUCAUUCUAGCGGACAUCCAACCCCGGAGUUCAUCUGGUACAAGGACGGCAUCGAAAUCGUUCCCUGAGAACGAGAACAUCGAGAUUAUAAGUGAAGGUCAUGUGGGCCUUCUCAUCAUUCACAGUGUGGACAGUAAUGAUUGCGGGUCGUACACUUGUGAAGUUGUGAAUCCCUUCGGAUCGACGAAAUCGACGGCUGCUGUCACGGUGACUGAUGUGCGAUGUCAUUUUGAGUCAUCUUUCUCUGAGAACGUUGAGGUCAAGGAGGGCCGCGAUAUUGAGUUUUGCUGCACGGUGUCCGAUGAGGAUGGCAAGGUUCUCUGGUACAAGGAUGGAAAACCGCUGAAAGAAGACGACCGCGUUAUCAUCACGAGUCAUGGUAGGCAGCGGACGUUGAAGAUAUUAUCUGCAAAAGAAACUGAUUAUGGGACAUAUGGCUGCGAAACGUCCGACGGAAGAAACAGAACCGAGGGAGAACUGGUAGUGAAAGCAGACGAACCCAACAUAAGCACUGGCCCUCAGGAUCUCACAGUCAGUAAACUGGGAACCGAUGCGAAGCUUCACUGCGAGUUCACAAGACCACCCCACAAAGUGUUGUGGUACAAGAAUGGGCAGGAAAUCUGGCCACAGUCGGACAAGUAUUCCAUCACCACCUCGGGAAAUACUUCAACUCUUGAAAUCCGUAAUAUCGAGAAGAACGACAUCGGGCAGUAUUCUGCUGCUUUGAGUGAGAAAAGAAGUUUCUGCCCCAGCCCAGCUCCAAGCUCGAAGUGGCCCCUGAAAUACAGAGAGACCUCCACAAACUCUACCAUACUCUCGUGGAACAACCCCGAGCAGGUCAAUGGCGCUCCAAUCACCGGCUUCAUAAUAGAGCGUAAGGCCGUUGACAGCAAUCGUUGGCGUCCCAUAGGCAAGACAAACGCCACCACACUACAAUUCGAAGCAACAGACUUGUUCAGCGGUCUAGUAUACGUUUUCCGCGUCAUCGCUGUCAAUUCUGUAGGAGAGGGGCCACCAAGCCAGUCAGUUGAUGUUCUCACCAAAGAGGAUGAGGAAUCGAACCUGGACUCGUCUGAGAGUUCUCUUCUUGAGACUCCCAGUCCUCCUGAAGCGGUUUUUGACGGAGCAAAGGUGAUGUUGUCGUGGAGCGCAGUUCCCGAUGCUAACGCCUACCAACUCGAGCGGCAGUGUGAUGCAGGGGACUGGCUUGAAAUCGCUAAAGUGGAGAGUACAAACUUUGCGGAUUCAUCUUUGCUGCAACAAGGGUCCUAUUGCUACAGGGUGAUUGCUAAAGGCUCAGCUGCCGAGUCCAUGCCUAGCGGCUCCAGCGCUGCUUUGGUGGUACAUGCGGAUGUUUCACAGGGGAAGGAUAAAGGAAAACAUGUUGGGAAGAAGGAAGCCGAAGGCGAAUCGGAUUCCCAAGGAGCUAGAAGUAUCAGAUGA